This is a messenger RNA of Protopolystoma xenopodis, 1512 nucleotides long. Lineage: Eukaryota; Metazoa; Platyhelminthes; Monogenea; Polystomatidea; Polystomatidae. The record is from the annotation of a GenBank genome assembly.
AUGUUUUUUUUUGCCACAGGGAUCGAAGAAUGUCUCGCUGACGGUGACCCAUUGAGCUGCCCCGUCUGCUCAUCCGAGUGGCCGCAAGUUCCAUCUGGGACGGCUCCUCUUGAAGACAUAGGCUCAACCAUCGGAUCGGCAACUGCAACCCUCAUUGACCUCACCACAACCGCUAUCGCAGCCUCAUCUACUACCACAGUGACGACGAUUGCGGACAUCAUCUCACCGGAUAGGCCGAGCGAAUGUACGAAUUUACCCUCUGCGUCACAGGGGCCGGUAAUCAUUUGGUCCCAUCCAGAGUGUAUUCGGCCAGACGUUUUAAAAACUACCGCAUCGCCUUUGCCAGAAGCUAUGCCGGCUGCCGAUUCCUUACCUGUCAUGGCGGAUUUGGACAACUCGUCAUCGGUCUCUGACUGCCGGACAUACGCUCUAAAAGCUAGCGUUGAUUUCGAAUCCAUCUCCUGUUUGCCUCCGGCUUCUUGUGUAUCCCAAGCAUGUGGCCCUGAGUCGACCUCUUCUGGUUGGUACCCCCUUUUGUUCAGGCCCGGCAGACAGUUUUUGGAGUCAACCAGCUUGCAGACUAUCCGCAUCUCGGACGCUUCAACGCCUCUGUAUCAGCGACAGGCUGACCAAUACCACGCAACAAGUGGGCGGUGCCAAGAGGGUGUCUUUGAAAAGUGGUCAAAACACGCCAGCGAUCUUCUGGACGAAAGCGAAUCAUGUCAGGAGAACAGGCCUCUCUUUUUUGGGCCUUCCAAAUCUCAACUAUCUCCCAAGCUCUCUCUUGCCAGCUAUGCUCUGCCCGUCAAAUGUGUGGCUGAUACUCAUAAUUCGGUCCUACAAGGCACCUUCAAAUCAUUGCCAAAUUUUACGGCCUAUUCAGACACUCUUAGGCCUGGCUCCAACAAGUCAGACAACUUCAUUUCUCCAGGGCAGAGAGAUGAAGAAAGUCCUCUCUCUGACUCGCAACCUCUCUUCACCGUAUCUAGAACUACAAGAAAUCAGACGCUUUUGAAUAGUUGUAUGAGUGAUGAACAGCGAAUUGACAAUAUUGAAGCCCUGAUCGUGCCUCACGAGCCAAUUGGCCGCCAAUUACCAUUUAAGAGCCCUCAGAACGAGUCGGCAAUUAAACAAUGUGGUAUACCAGAGGCGAUUGAUGAGACGUCAGAAUCCUACCCGGUCACCGUCGCCACCAAAGGCAGCACCACUACAGCUACCAACUCUGCCCCCAGUGCCCACCUGCUCCUCCAGAUGGCAAGGGGUUCAGGCCUAGCACUAGUGGAGGCACCGCCUGGUAGUUUUACCGCUACAGACUGCUGUAUCGAGCACAGUUCAUGGAAAGAGGCAUUCUCAAUCGAGGAUCUUCGAGAACUGAUGGCUCGUGAGGACACGAUCCUCUUCAUACUACCCUGUGUGGUCGGCACAACAUCGGGCUGUCUUUUUUGCCGAACCUUGAUCGUAAGUUGGAAAAAAUUAGUUAGCCCUGCAUGGAGAAACGUAUCUGGCAGCUGA